AUGCCGACCCUCAGAAACGGAACCCUCUCAGCACUGCCCUGGCGGGAGUUUGUGCUGGAGGGCUUUAGAGGAGGGGUGGAGGUUCAAGCUCUGCUCUUUGCUGUCUUCCUGGCCCUCUAUGUGCUGACCGUCCUGGGCAAUGUCACCAAGAUCGUGGUCAUCACCCGGGAUGCCCGCCUGCACUCCCCCAUGUACUUCUUCCUCAAGAACCUGUCCUUCCUGGACCUCUGCUACUCCUCCGUCAUCGCCCCCAAUGCCCUGGCCAACUUCCUCUCCUCCAAGGCCAUCAGCUUUAGGGGAUGUGCCACCCAGCUGUUCUUCUUCUCCUUACUGGCUACCACUGAGGCUUUCCUCUUGGCUGUGAUGGCCUAUGACCGCUUCUUGGCCAUCUGCAGCCCCCUGCAGUACCCUGUGACCAUGUGCCCUGCUACGUGUGUCCGCCUGGUGCUCGGAGCCUACUGUGGAGGCUGCCUCAACUCCAUCAUAGAGACCAGCCUCACCUUCCAGCUGCCCUUCUGCAGCUCCAACCGCGUAGACCACUUCUUCUGUGACGUGCCCCCCCUGCUCCGGCUGGCCUGUGCCAACACGGCUGUCAACCAGCUGGUCAUGUUCGGCCUCUGUGGGCUCAUCAUUGUGGGCACCACUCUCGUGGUCCUGGUCUCCUAUGGCUACAUCGCAGUGACCAUCCUCAGGAUGCGCUCAGGAUCUGGGCGGCACAAGCUCUUCUCUACCUGUGGCUCCCACCUGACAGCCGUGUCUCUAUUUUAUGGAACUGUGUUUGUGAUGUACGCCCAGCCAGGAGCCGUGGGGUCCAUGGAGCAGGGCAAGGUGGUCUCCGUCUUCUACACCCUGGUCAUCCCAGUGCUCAACCCCCUCAUCUACAGCCUGUGGAACAAGGACGUGAAGGAUGCCCUGAGGAGGCUGGGACAGGUACACAGCCAGGCCGAGGAUGGUGUCCCCUGAGACACAGUGUCCAAGGGCCUAGAUGGGCGGAUCAAAGGGCUCUAGAACUACACUCUGUCCCCUCCACCUUUCCUGCUUCCUCUUCUUUCUUCCUCCUUUGUCCACCCUGCGUCCCGCCCUUCGUCCCAGCACAUGGGGACUAGCAGUCGCUAAGCAGGAGAGUGAGUCCUGCCUGCUCUGACCUUCAGAAGUGUCCUGAGCAGGGCUGGGCAAGGCUGCUCCCCUCGAUGGGAAACACCUGUGGGCACUUUCCUCGGUGCCUCCACAGGACCCCUUCAUGGGGCAAGCAGACCUGGGGGGCGCCUCUGUGGCCACUUGGAGGAGACGAGUCAACAUCCCUAGCAACUUUCACAGACAGUCCCUCUCCCCGACAGCCAGGUGGCCACUGCAGGGCCUCCUGCCCGCACCUCUCUCUUUAGGCUCCUGAUCCACCCCACUGUCAGAGAGAUGGGUUUCAAGUGACUCUCCCAACUCAGGCC
Molecule: messenger RNA, 1442 nt
Organism: Marmota monax (woodchuck)
Lineage: Eukaryota; Metazoa; Chordata; Mammalia; Rodentia; Sciuridae
Product: olfactory receptor 9S13-like
Exons: 1
Coding region: 1-963 (320 amino acids)
Biological process (GO): sensory perception of smell; G protein-coupled receptor signaling pathway
Cellular component (GO): membrane
Molecular function (GO): odorant binding; G protein-coupled receptor activity; olfactory receptor activity
Source: RefSeq, a predicted model, not a curated record